Messenger RNA from Haliotis rufescens (red abalone), 2997 nucleotides. Its product is annotated as V-type proton ATPase subunit E-like. NCBI's taxonomy places the organism in Eukaryota, Metazoa, Mollusca, Gastropoda, Lepetellida, Haliotidae. Gene Ontology annotation, biological process: proton transmembrane transport. Gene Ontology annotation, cellular component: proton-transporting two-sector ATPase complex, catalytic domain. The coding region runs from base 115 to 795 and encodes 226 amino acids. The transcript has 9 exons. The record is from RefSeq and is a predicted model, not a curated record. Gene Ontology annotation, molecular function: proton-transporting ATPase activity, rotational mechanism.
CAUCAGUUUGUGUAGUCACACGACCGGCUAUAUUUCCGGGAGAGAAGUUGACUGACUGAGGCUGCCGGUGUCAGAAAAUUUAUUUAUUUUUGUUGCUUCACUUGAACCAUCAAAAUGGCGUUGAGCGACGCAGAUGUACAGAAGCAGAUCAAACACAUGAUGGCCUUCAUAGAGCAGGAGGCCAAUGAGAAGGCCGACGAGAUCGACGCCAAGGCUGAAGAAGAGUUCAACAUAGAGAAGGGUCGUCUGGUGCAGCAGCAGCGCGUCAAGAUCAUGGAGCUGUACGAGAGGAAGGAGAAGCAGGUGGAACUGCACAAGAAGAUUCAGAUGUCCAACUUGUUGAACCAGGCCAGACUGAGGGUGCUGAAGGCCCGGGAGGACCACAUCAAGUCUGUGCUGGAGGAGUGCUCAAAGCGACUGGGGCGUGUGACUGAAGACAAGGCCAAGUACCAGAAGGUGUUGGAGGGGCUCAUCUCUCAGGGCCUCUUCCAGCUCCUGGAGACCAACGUCACCAUCAGAUGUAGGGAGGUGGACCGCGACGUCGUCCAGGCUGCCAUCCCCGGUGCAGUCAACAGCUACAAGACAGCUACAAAAGGCAGGGACACGAAGGUGACAGUCGACACGGACAAUUACCUGCCAUCAGACAUUGCUGGAGGGGUGGAGCUUAUUUCACAGUUCAAGUUCAAGGUGGAGAAUACACUGGACAGCCGACUGGAUCUCAUGAGUCAACAGAUGUUGCCUGAACUGAGGGAGAUCCUGUUUGGGAAGAACCCUAACCGUCGCUUUAUGGACUAAACCCCGCCUCAUUUCACUCACUUCAGCAUAUCAACAUUCCAUGUGACAUGGCGAACAAACUACGAAUCUACAUGACAUGUAGCCAUAGAUUAAAGCACUAGUUAUAAUCCAGGGUUAGCAGGUAUGGCAAGGAUUAUCUCCCUUCUUUAGGUUAAUUAUCUCCCCUUGAACACAUGUAAAUCCAUAAUCACAGUGCUCAGACUUUUUUCUGUCUGUCAAACUGUUCUAGUCUUUCUUUAAGAUCGAUUUAUGAAGAAUGAAUGGGAAUUUUGUUUUGGAUGUCGUGUUUAUUAUCAGAGUGAGUAGACAGUCCCCAAAUACUAGGUUUGAUUAAUGGUGCUUGAAUUGAAGUGUGGAAUGUUUAUGUCUAUUUAUCUGAUAUUUCAUCUUUUAUGUCCAAAUACGAAAAGGAACAGAAUACUGUGUACAUAUAUAUUUUCCCUGUAUAUUUGUUUUUUUGAAAUUUGAAAAUACCUGCAUGGGCUGUGAGUUGGCAAGGAUAAGGGCAUGGGGGGUAAAAAAGCAGUGCUAUCAAUGUGUGUUCCUGUGCAUUAGUUUUAAGAGAAAUUGAUACAUUAUUCAUAGGCCUCAAAUUUUGAUUUUAUGUCAUAAUUUUAUGACUUUUACUUUCAUGAAUGUUUCAAGUUUACAAAAUGAAAAUCAUUAUAUAAGGUUGAUGUGCUUUACAUAACCGAUUAAAUGAUCAGCAUUUUCAGGUUGAUCACAGAUCACUUAAAACAUUGUUUGAAAUAUUUGAUAUCUGAUUACAAUCCUUAAAAGUCAUUUCAUAUAGUAUUCAUUUGUGUUUUCUGUUCAUAUGAGCAACGAGCAAUUGUAUCUCAAUUUAGUUGUUUUCCAUGUGUUAUGCCUGUUUAAAAAUGACAAACAAUAGAAAUAUCUUUAUGGAUGAAAAUAAAGUUCAGGAGGUCUCAAAUUGUGGUGAAGGAACUAUGAUAUUACAGAAAUAUGAUAUUAACAAGAGGUUUGAUUGCAGAACUUUGGCUUUAUUCUGAGAAAAUAUUGAAGUAAUUAUGUAUCCAGUAUAACAGUUUCUCUUUACUUUCACUCUGUGGGUCCAGAAUGGCUCUAGGAGGAAUUCCAUAUUAAUAAUUUCAUUAAAAUGUAUUUAGACUGCCUAACAUUCUCCACUUUUGAGGUGUUAUAUGUAUAUAUUUUGAUGCAUUGUUUGAUUUUGUUCGAAGAUAUUGAUUAUCAGAUACAUUUCCUUGUGUAAAAAGCAGUACUUGUUAUUGUUAUUACAUCGGAGAUCUAUAACCUGUUUCCCCAUCACUGUUAAACUGUGUAGACACCUCAUCACUCCCCACAGACUUCACUGUCAUUGCUAAUCAAACUCUUCCAUGAUAUACUUAACAUGAUUAUACACUGCCUUCUAUGUGCACCGGUACGUGGCACCGGCAGUCUGUGGAGGAUAGUGGCAUUCCCUUCAUUAUCCAACUGUGCAGCCACCUUGCAACACAUUAUUCCUGAGUCGGUACUGGGACGACAGUGGAGACGUUUGGUUUGGGGUUACUUUGUGCCAGCAUAAUAGAAUUGCGUCAUAUCUUGCGGAUCUGUAGUGACCAAACAUGUUUACUAAGAGAACAUUUUAAAUUUGACAUGGAAAAAUUUGGCAAUGAAGACAACACAGAAUUUUCUUCGGUAUGUAUGAGAGUACAAUAAGACAUGUUUGAAGACCCUGUUAUAUUAAUUGACAAGCCUCCUUGAGAAGUUUUGGCAGGUCGUCUCUCUUCCAUCCAUUUGAGGAUGGAAUCAUUCUCAACAUGGGAGGAAUUCCACCAAUUUGAUAGCCACUAGAAAAUCAUUUAAAUUCUCCCUGAACCCCCUCGGUAGGACUGUCUGAGAAUGUCCACUGUUGUAUCUGUAAGUAGAGAAGUAGAACACUGUUUCACUGUUUAUGCAGUUCAGAGCACCUGCCAUGUGUUGAUGCAGGUGCAGACAUUUUCCUAUGGUUGUUGUAUUGUGAGUACUGGCGUCGUGGCUUGCACCAUUGGUUGCAAGGGCCUCAUCAUAUUGGCUGUGAUCGGAGUUGGGCAUGGGUCUACGUUAUUGACAACGUAUUAUUAGGCACUGGGACUUUUUUUGUUGACUAGCACUGAGGUAGGCUACAUUGUAUAUUGAGUAUGUAGAGAAGACUGAUACUAUGGAGAAGCUGUAGACCUUGGAAAUAAAGCAUUUCAGGAA